Lycium barbarum (goji berry) is the source of this 1907-nucleotide messenger RNA. Its product is annotated as NAC domain-containing protein 7-like. Gene Ontology annotation, molecular function: DNA binding. Gene Ontology annotation, biological process: regulation of DNA-templated transcription. The record is from RefSeq and is a predicted model, not a curated record. The transcript is spliced from 4 exons. Bases 700 to 1719 code for a protein of 339 amino acids. NCBI's taxonomy places the organism in Eukaryota, Viridiplantae, Streptophyta, Magnoliopsida, Solanales, Solanaceae.
UUCCCUCUCUUUGAUCAAAGAAAACUACAAAAAGAGUGAAACUACAUUUUUUAUACUAAAACAAAAAAAAUAAUAAUUUUGGUCUCCAUCAAAAACAGGUGGAGUGGUGGUGGUGGAGAACCUGUGUGCUUCACCCUCAGCCACCAUUUUUUCCGCCUCCUAAAUCUUUUACAAUGAUCUUUAUCUUCUUCCUCAAGAGAUAAGGUGAUAGAAAAUAUAUACUACUCAUAUAGUAGUUGUUUUUAUUAAAAAAAUAAAGAAUGGUUUAUCAUAUAUAGGUACUUGGAUAGAGGGAGUACAUUCUUGUUUGCAUAUUUUUUUGAAACCCUAUUCUCUCUAGCUCCUCAUUUUUUUUCCUCUUCAGGAAGAAAAAGCUUUUUUUUGCUUAUCUCUUUUUCUUCUUCAUCUACUCUCCUUUUCAUACAUAUAUACUUGGGAUCUGAUCAUUCUUUUUGAGAGGACCAUGAGACAGGUUUUGUGAAAGUCAAUAGUUCGAUUCCCGAGGCAUAUUGGUUCUCUUUUUGUCUGAUUUCAAAAGUUGAAUGAGAGUGAGAGCCAGAAACAAAUUUAUUCUAUCUUUUUACACAGUGACUUUGAAUAUUGAUCUGAAUAUUAUUGAAGCCUUGAAAGAAGCAGAUCCGUGGAACAACUCUACUGGAUCAUUAUCAAAGGUCUUGAUUUUGGCGAUCGACAAAAGACAUGAAUUCAUUUACACAUGUUCCUCCUGGUUUUAGAUUCCACCCCACGGAUGAAGAAUUAGUUGAUUAUUACCUCAGGAAAAAGAUUGCUUCUAAAAGAAUUGACCUUGAUGUCAUUAAGGAAAUUGACCUUUAUAAAAUCGAGCCAUGGGAUCUUCAAGAACUGUGCAAAAUUAUAGGAAGUGAGGAGCAGAAUGAAUGGUACUUCUUUAGUCAUAAAGACAAGAAGUAUCCAACUGGAACUCGAACAAAUAGAGCUACAAAAGCAGGAUUUUGGAAAGCUACUGGAAGAGAUAAGGCUAUUUAUCGUAAGCACCUUUUGAUUGGAAUGAGAAAGACUUUGGUAUUUUACAAAGGUCGAGCACCAAAUGGACAAAAAUCGGAUUGGAUAAUGCAUGAGUACAGACUUGAAACCAAUGAGAAUGGGAAUACUCCUCAGGAAGAAGGAUGGGCAGUGUGUAGAGUAUUCAAGAAAAAAUUAGCGACAACAAUGAGGGGAGAAGGACAUCAUCAACACGAGUCACUAUGUUGGUAUAACGAUGACCAAUUAGUGUCUAAUUUCAUGCCUGAUUUCGACUCUCCACGCCGUAAUUUUCCAAAUCCAUAUAAUCCUCCAGUAUACCAACAUCCAAAUCCUCAUUAUUCCAGCAAUAUUAUGCAGCAGCCACAUAAUGAUGCAUUUCUCCAACUCCCUCAACUAGAGUCUCCAAAAAUCCCUCAAUCCUAUGGAAACAAUAUUAUCAACCAAAUUAUAGCACAGCCCAACUCCUCAAUUUACAAUAACAAUUAUGAUCAAGCAGUGGAUCAAGUGACCGAUUGGCGAGUACUCGAUAAAUUUGUUGCAUCUCAACUUAGUCAACAAGAUGGUUGCAGCAACAUGGACAAUGCUGCUUGCUCCAGUUCCCCAGCUUCUGAACAAAUGAGCCUGAUUCAUCAAAAUGAUACCAAGGGGACAGAAAUGGCUUCAUCAGAUAUUGGCUCAUUAUCUGCUUCGAGCUCACAAGUUGAUCUAUGGAAGUAAUGCUAUAUAUAUAUAUAUAUAUAUGUCUAUGGUAAUCAUGAAAAUAUAUGAUGAUGGGAUUUGAUAUACUUUGCGCUGAUCAGUUUGUAAAUAAUAAAACUCAAAUGAUGAUGUAUUAUUGGUCUAAAAAUCUGUACUGAUCUAUAAGACUUAUUUAAUGGGCAAAAGAAACUAUAGAGAACCUCUAA